This is a messenger RNA of Schistosoma curassoni, 1892 nucleotides long. NCBI's taxonomy places the organism in Eukaryota, Metazoa, Platyhelminthes, Trematoda, Strigeidida, Schistosomatidae. The record is from the annotation of a GenBank genome assembly.
UUGAACCAUUUGGUUAUUUAGUGCUCUAUUCGUAUGCCUUAGCCCGCGGUGUGUGAUAACUGCGUUACGAAGGCCUGAAGCCUUUGGUGUAUGGAAAGACUUGAUUCUCUACUUUGUCGAUUAGAAAAAGUAACUAUUCUUCUUGAAGCAGCUGUCGUUAACAAUAUGUAUCGGACAUCACCAAUUAAAAUAUCUUCGGAAAGUGGAAAUCCUUCAUCAAUCAAGGAAUUUCAUGAAAUAGUCACUAGCCCUUUAUCGGAAUACGUACGUAAUAGUUUCGAAAUUGGAGAUAUUGUUGGAAAUCACGCCUCCAUGGUUAAACAAUGUUUUUUGAUGCAAGAAGGAAUAAUCAAAUUGGCAGCUGAAUGCUCAAAACCUUCUGACUCUGAACUUAAGCUUAUUAUAACACCAUUAGGAAACCUAAUAGAAGAAGUUAUCAAAUUUAAGGAUAAUAAUCGAAGCAGUAACUUUUUUAACCAUCUUUCAGCUGUGGCUGAGUCUGUUACAGCUCUAGGCUGGCUAAGUGAUACUGUUGCACCAUCGACGUACGUUAAAACCAUGCAAGAAGCCGGUGAAUUCUUUACGAAUCGUGUUCUUAUGGAAUACAAAAACAACGACACAAUUCAUCGUGCUUGGAAAAAAUCUUUAAUGUCUGUUUGGACUGCAUUACAAGUUUAUGUUAACAAGCAUCAUACCACUGGUUUGGUUUGGAAUGCUCGUGGUAAACCAGCUGUGGCAUCGAAGCUGUCUAAGUCUUCGCCUACUCGUGAAGUUAAUUCCAAUUGUUCUGCACAAUCACCCCCUGUACUUACAGCUUCUCAUUUAGCUGCAAUGUCAUUGCAAGCAAACGAUAACGCAACACAGUCUAAUUUAUUUGCUGAUCUGAAUCGUGGAACAGCGGUGACAUCUAAUCUGCGCAAAGUGACUGACGAUAUGAAAACACAUAAAAAUCCCAAACUUCGUGAAGGACCUAUUAUCCAUACAUCACGAAAUCAAGUGAAUUCAUCAUCGAAUAAUCCCACUGUCCGACCACCAGCCGAGAAAGAGCCGUCGGGGGCUGGAUGUUUGGAACUAAGGGGUAACAGAUGGAUUGUAGAAAAUUUCCAGUCUGCCGGAAAUUUACAAAUUGUUAGUACCGAAACAAAACAAACAGUUUGUAUUCAUAAAUGUAAUGAAUGCACAGUUCAAAUUAAGGGGAAAAUUAAUUCAAUCAUGAUGGAUAAUUGUAAGAAAACCGGUGUAGUCUUUGAUCAUCUGAUCUCAUCUAUUGAUGUGGUGAAUUGUCAGAGUGUUAAAAUUCAGUGUCUUGGACAACUAUCAACUGUGAAUAUUGACAAGACAGAUGGAUGUCAAGUGUUCUUAAGUGAAGACUCAAAGUAUGCUGAUGUGAUCACAGCAAAAUCUUCAGAGAUCAAUAUCCUCAUACCUAAAGGAACUGAUGAUUUUGAAGAGUUCGCAGUCCCAGAACAAUUUAAAACAAAUUUUACUGGAAAAGGGUUGAAAACAGUGUGUAGUGAUUCUAGAUAAGAAAUGUUACUUCAAUGUUCGUCAUACACAUACGUCAACAAUAUUGAAAAUUUUCAUUUUAAACAGCCACUUUAUCUUGCUUCAUGUACUAGUACAACAUUUUUGUUCAAGCGCAAUACAACACAGUGCUUUUCUUGAUAGUUUAAUUUGACUGUGUCAAUCUUUGACUUUCAAUAUCAGGCACCUGUUGUUUUAUCUCUUUUAAUAGUAUUUGCUUUUUUAUUGCUUGUUUAAAAAUAUACAUGUGAUGAUUUUUACAUCGGUCUGUGUAAUCCGUCAUCAUUAUUGUGUGGUUAGUCUGUUUAUUGUGCAAUGCUAAGAUGCGAUUUCAUAAGUAAAAUAUUAAAUAACGUUAGGAAUAAUAA